Ostreococcus lucimarinus CCE9901 is the source of this 156-nucleotide messenger RNA. RefSeq lists its product with no specific name. The record is from RefSeq and is a predicted model, not a curated record. Lineage: Eukaryota; Viridiplantae; Chlorophyta; Mamiellophyceae; Mamiellales; Bathycoccaceae. The transcript has a single exon. The coding region runs from base 1 to 156 and encodes 51 amino acids.
AUGCGCGCGCUGCCGAAAGGAUCGAGGUACGCGAAGCAGCAGUGCGAGUUGAUCGAGAAGGCGUUGGAUAUUUUAGCGAGAGGAAAGCGGCGGGGGGCGCGAAGCGCGGAGGAAGAGGACGAACUCGCGGGGUUGUUAAAAGCCGUGAAGCUUUGA